AUGAAAGUGGCCAGUAAAAGUAACUCAUUUCAAGAUACUUUAAGAGAUGUUAAAGAAGCUCUCAAGGGAAAAGAAGAAGGCAAGUGCCUACAGGGCAUAAGAAGCACAAAAGAAGAAAAACUUCUAAUAACGAUGAAUAAGAACCAAACUGCAGCCGAAAACCUACAAAAGCUAUUAAGAACAAAAGACAAUGGCAUAGGAAAAAAGUACAAAAUCUUAGAAGAUAGAAGACAAGCAGAAAUAGUUCUAAUUAGGGGAAUAGAUCCUCUGGUAGAGAAAGAGGAAUUCAUGGACCUACUGAAAGAAAUCAUCGAUGAUAUGGAAAACAAAAUAGUGAAUCUAAGCGACCUAAGACCAACGGCGGACAAUACACAAUCGGUAUCCUUGAACAUAAACAAAAAAAGAUGCAGAAAAAUUAUUAGAAGCAAAGGAGAUCAGAAUCGGACUAACAAGAUGCAAGGUGGAAAGAAAGAUCAGGAUGCAGCGAUACAACAAAUGUUGGCUGUACGACCCAUAAACAACAGACCAGAUCGGUCAAAACUUUGCCACAAUUGGGGCAAGGAAGGUCACCUUCAGGAAGAGUGCAAAGAAGAAAUCAAUUGCCCCAUAUGUGAGAGAGCAGGAUAUAGAUAUAGAUAUCUUCAGGAGCAAAACAGAGAAAUGAAAAAAGCUGUGCAGGGAAUUAGAUGAGGACAUCUGGGGGAAGGCAUAUCAAAUCGUGACGAAGAAGCUUGGGCUCAGAAAUAAAACAAGACCGGACGAAAAAAAGUCAAGGAACAAGUGGAAAAACUCUUCCCGAAAAAGAAAGAAAUAGCAUGGGAGACGCUUCAGGUAAAUUAAGUGGAACUCUUUGAUGACUGUUUAAGGAGAGGCAGUUUCCCUGAAAUAUGGAAAAUAGCGAGACUAGUACUGAUAGAAAAGCCCAAAAAAAGCCCACAAGAGGGGACGAAGUACAGACCCCUAUGCCUGGACUAAUGCAAUAGGAAAACAC
This is a messenger RNA of Ceutorhynchus assimilis (cabbage seed weevil), 991 nucleotides long. The record is from the annotation of a GenBank genome assembly. Lineage: Eukaryota; Metazoa; Arthropoda; Insecta; Coleoptera; Curculionidae.